Messenger RNA from Gilbertella persicaria, 1293 nucleotides. Its product is annotated as flavin reductase like domain-containing protein. Gene Ontology annotation, molecular function: riboflavin reductase (NADPH) activity; FMN binding. Bases 79 to 1158 code for a protein of 359 amino acids. Lineage: Eukaryota; Fungi; Mucoromycota; Mucoromycetes; Mucorales; Choanephoraceae. The record is from RefSeq and is a predicted model, not a curated record. The transcript has a single exon.
CUGCAAUUUACUAACCAUACAGUCCAAGUGCUAAAGACUAGCAUUAUGCUAUAAUGACAUCUAUGCUUUUUUGUGUCAAUGUCUGAGUUCAAACCUUUGGACCAUUUGGUUCAAUGCUCACCCUCACUUUUUUCUGUUCGUUUUAUCUUAAUGCUCCUACCGAAAUUCACAUUCCUGCUGAAAGGACCGGCCCAUUUACAGCCUUUCAAAACGCGUUUGUUUUCAACAGGCAUAAGUCUAACCGAAAAUGUUCGAGGCAUUAUGAGAAAAGUUCCUUUACCUGUUGUUGUUGUAACGACGUCCAAGCCUGACGAUCGCAAUCACCGAAGAGGCAUUACCGUAUCGUCUUUUACGUCUGUAUGUUUACACCCAGAGCCACUCGUAUCGUUUUGUGUCCAAACGCCUUCUCGUGCAUCCGACCUACUUCAUUCUUCAGGCAGCAUGGUGCUAAACUUAUUAUCACAUGAACAAGUUCUACAAUCCAUCGCUUUCUCGUCACCCAACAAAGAUCAAUUUAAAGACGUUCCAUUCUUUGACGAUCCAGCCACAGGUCUGCCUGUCUUAAUGGGUACAGUAGGCGCUAUGCAUUGUGAAAAGUAUAAAGUGAUUGAACUAGGCGAUCAUGAACUAUGGAUCACUAAAGUACUCAAAAUAGAAGAAGGGGUUGGAGGAGAGCAUGGUAUACGCGAAGAAGCACAACCAUUACUCUAUUAUGAAAGAAACUAUUGCAGUGUGGGUGACCAAGUAUUUAUGAAGGCAUUUAUGGACGAUAAUGACCAAUCAGGGCAUAAAUGGAUGCAUAGGGCUCAUUUGAGAAUGGCAUGGAACUUAAUUCGAGAAUUAGGGCCAGUGGCAGCAGAACCAGUCAUUAAAGAAACCAUGCGAACACAUUUCAAUAACAACAAAAAGUACAAGAGUAAAGACUACCAUGAAACAAUCACUUCUUUUUAUAUUGCGCUAGUGUCUGCAGCUAUCAACUCAUACCACGGCCGAGACAGCCAUGAUUUCUUUGCUUUGGUAGAAAAGUUUCCACAAUUACUCAAUGUCAAACUGAUAGAAGAAUACUAUUCACCUGAAGUAUUGUUUUCAAAAGAAGCUAAAGAAGCAUUUAUGAAACCAGAUCGAAAGCCUUUACCGACACAGUUGCUUGAAGAAUAGAGCAUUUAUUUGAUGAUGUACAAAAUCCAAAAAUGGGAUACAAACAGGAGGGGCAGACAAAAAAAAAAAAAGAAUUAGUUAUAGAAAUAAAAAGGUUUGUUUCUUCAUUGAAUUAAAGAAGAGGAUAGAUACAGG